AUAACCUAAAAAAAAAACCACAUUAACACCUCCACAAAAACUCUGAAAAACCCAUCGUCUCCUCUCUUCAAACCACCUCUUUCUUCUUUCACAGCGCCACCACCACCACCUCCGUCCAUGGCGGAAGAAGCGAAAGCGAAAGGAAACGCCGCUUUCUCAAGCGGCAAUUUCACAGAAGCAAUCAAGUGUUUCACACAAGCAAUCGAAUUAGCACCAACAAAUCAUGUCUUAUACUCAAACAGAUCAGCAGCAUACGCAUCGCUUCAUCAAUACGCCGAAGCUUUAACAGAUGCUGAGAAAACUGUUGAAAUUAAACCAGAUUGGAGUAAAGGGUAUAGCAGAUUAGGUGCUGCUCAAAUUGGUUUGGGUAAUUUUGAUGAAGCUAUUUCAGCUUAUAAGAAAGGUUUAGAAAUUGAUCCAAACAAUGAAGGUUUGAAAUCUGGUUUAUCUGAUGCACAAGCUUCUGCUACGUCUAAAUCGAGAUCGAGUUCGAAUCCGUUUGGUAAGAUUUUUGAUAGACCUGAUUUAUGGGCUAAGUUGAUGGCUGAUCCAUCAACGAGGAUGUAUUUGCAACAGCCUGAUUUUGUUCAGAUGAUACAGAAUAUUCAGAAGAAUCCUGAUAUGGUGAAUUUGUAUAUGAAUGAUCAAAGAAUGAUGGCUGUUCUUGGGGUUUUGUUGAAUAUUAAUAUGAGAACGGCUAACCCUGAUGAGAUGAUGGAGAAGGAUGGUGAUAUGGGAUUUAAGGCUGCUGAGUCCGAGUCCAAGAUUCUGCCUGAGAGGAAGCAGCCGCCGCCUCCAAAACCAAAACAGAAGGAGCCUGAGCCGGAGUCCAUGGAUAUUCCUGAUGAGGAGAAAGAAGCUAUGGAGAAGAAAAAAGAGUCCUUGAAAGAGAAGGAACUCGGUACUGCUGCUUAUAAGAAGAAAGAUUUUGAGACUGCUGUUGAGCAUUACACAAGAGCUAUGGAGCUUAAUGAUGAAGAUAUUUCUUUUAUUACCAAUAGAGCUGCUGUGUACUUGGAGAUGGGCAAGUAUGAAGAAUGCAUCAAGGAUUGUGACAGAGCUGUUGAGAGAGGAAGGGAACUCCGCUCUGACUAUAAGAUGAUUGCAAGGGCGUUGACUAGGAAGGGGGCUGCUUUUGUGAAGAUGGCAAAAACCUCACAGGACUAUGCUCCAGCAAUUGAGGCUUUCCAGAAAGCUCUUACUGAGCAUCGCAAUCCUGAUACACUGAAAAAGCUUAAUGAGGCCGAGAAAGCCAAGAAGGAUUUGGAGCAGCAAGAAUAUUUUGACCCUAAGUUAGCUGAUGAAGAGCGUGAAAAAGGUAAUGACUUUUUCAAGCAGCAAAAGUACCCCGAGGCUGUAAGUCACUAUACAGAAGCCUUGAGAAGGAAUCCCAAAGACCCAAAGGUAUAUAGCAACAGAGCAGCAUGUUACACCAAGCUAGGAGCCCUACCCGAGGGUCUGAAGGAUGCGGAAAAGUGCAUUGAACUUGAUCCAACAUUCCCCAAGGGUUACACCAGGAAAGGAGCAAUCCAGUUCUUCAUGAAGGAAUAUGACAAAGCACUAGAGACAUACCAAGAAGGACUAAAACAUGACCAAAAUAACCAGGAAUUGAUGGAUGGUGUAAGAAGAUGUGUGGCACAAAUUAACAAAACGAACCGCGGUGAUAUCAGUGCUGAUGAUUUGAAGGAGAGACAGGCCAAGGCUAUGCAGGAUCCAGAGAUCCAGAACAUUCUAUCUGAUCCAGUCAUGAGACAGGUGCUGAGUGACUUCCAAGAGAACCCUAAUGCUGCACAAAGUCAUCUGAAGAGCCCUGAGGUCAUGGAAAAGAUCCAGAAGCUGGUCAGUGCAGGGAUCGUUCAGAUCAAGUAAGUGGACAGAAAUGGAAAAGGGGUGGCGACGAAGAUCACAGAAGUAGAAAUGAUAGUGAAUUUACUUUAAAUUGGACAUGUAGGGUUUCAGAUUUGUGUGCUUUUUUUCUCUUCUUCUUCCUAGCAAUUACUGUAAUAUCCAUUGGUAAUACCUGGGGAGUGGAGUCCUGAUUUGAUUUUGAUUUAAUGUCUUUCUUUGCUCCCUUCUUUGGUUGCGAAUUUUAAUUUGUUGUUAGUUUUAUCAUAUCUCAACUUGAACUUUCUUCUGCUCA
Papaver somniferum (opium poppy) is the source of this 2140-nucleotide messenger RNA. Its product is annotated as hsp70-Hsp90 organizing protein 3-like. Lineage: Eukaryota; Viridiplantae; Streptophyta; Magnoliopsida; Ranunculales; Papaveraceae. Gene Ontology annotation, molecular function: Hsp90 protein binding. The transcript has 7 exons. Bases 118 to 1869 code for a protein of 583 amino acids. The record is from RefSeq and is a predicted model, not a curated record.